Molecule: messenger RNA, 1365 nt
Organism: Triticum dicoccoides
Lineage: Eukaryota; Viridiplantae; Streptophyta; Magnoliopsida; Poales; Poaceae
Product: protein FAR-RED IMPAIRED RESPONSE 1-like
Exons: 1
Source: RefSeq, a predicted model, not a curated record
AUGGAUGAUGGAACUUGUAUUGUUCAAGAAUCAAGUGACAUGUCUAUUUCAAGCGACGAUGAUGGCAUUAAGCAGCAGAAGAAAAGCAAUGUGGAAGUUGAACAUGACCUUGGUGAAGCCCAACCAGAUGUGUCACUUGGAGAUCCUGAACUGGGGAUGACCUUUGGUAAUGAGAAUGAGGUGCGAGAGUAUUAUACCCAGUAUGCUAAAGCAAAAGGCUUUGGUGUGACGAGAAGAAGUUCAAACAGUGAUGAUAAUGGACAAUUGAGGUACCUUACACUUUCCUGCAGCCGUCAUGGUAAGACUCAGUCCAACUCAAGAAAUAUGUUGAAGCCAAAUCCAUCAGCCGGGUUAGGAUGCAAAGCUAAAAUUAAUGUUACUCGUGGUCCUGAUGGGAAGUUGUACCUUUCGAAGGUCAUAUUGGAUCAUAAUCAUGCAUUAAGUCCACUAAAAUCUCGGUUAUUUAGAUGCAACAAAAGGUUAGACUACCAUGUUAAGCGAAAGCUUGAGUUGAAUGACAGAGCCGGAAUUCGGGUAAACAAGAACUUCAAUUCUUUUGUUGUGGCAGCAGAUGGUCAUCAUAACCUAACUUUUGGUGAGAAAGAUUCUCGUAAUUUUCUAGAGAAAAUAAGGAGGCUGAAACUUGGCAGUGGUGAUGCUGAAGCGGUUCGUGACUACUUUAUUAAAAUGCAAUCCGACAACCCAAACUUUUUUAGUGUAAUGGAUGUUGAUGAUGAAUCCCGACUUAGGAAUGUAUUUUGGGCUGAUGCCAGAAGUAGGGCAGUGUAUGACUCUUUUCAUGAUGUCAUUACUUUUGAUACGACAUAUUUGAUGAACAAAUAUGAUAUGCCGUUUGCUUGUUUUGUCGGAGUGAAUCAUCAUGGCCAAUCAGUUUUGCUAGGAUGUGCUUUAUUAUCAAAUGAAGAUACUGGAACAUUUGUUUGGUUAUUUCAAGCAUGGCUCACAUGUAUGUCAAAUCGUCAACCAAAAGCAAUUGUCACGGAUCAAGCAAAAGCAAUUCAGAAUGGUGUGGAAGUAGUUUUUCCGGAAUCUCGAUACAGAUGGUGCUUGUGGCACAUAAUGAAAAAGAUACCCGAGAAGCUAGGUGGGUAUGAUGAAUAUGAUCGCAUCAAGGUUGCUGUUGGCAAUGCGGUCUAUGAUUCAUUAACAGUUGCAGAGUUUGAAGUUGCUUGGAUGCAUAUGAUUGAGAAGUAUGAUCUUGGUGAUAAUGAAUGGCUUAAAGGGCUUUACAACUAUCGACACCGUUGGGUUCCAGCAUUUGUGAAAGAUGCCUUUUGGGCAGGUAUGUCUACUACACAACGUAGUGAGAGUAUGAAUGCCUUCUUUGAUGGAUAUGUUAAUGCA